Messenger RNA from Acanthopagrus latus (yellowfin seabream), 7562 nucleotides. Its product is annotated as ligand-dependent corepressor. The record is from RefSeq and is a predicted model, not a curated record. Gene Ontology annotation, cellular component: nucleus. Gene Ontology annotation, biological process: regulation of transcription by RNA polymerase II. NCBI's taxonomy places the organism in Eukaryota, Metazoa, Chordata, Actinopteri, Spariformes, Sparidae. The coding region runs from base 67 to 5640 and encodes 1857 amino acids. The transcript is spliced from 7 exons. Gene Ontology annotation, molecular function: DNA binding.
CGAGCGCGUUCACAUAGCAGGGGCUUCCUCUUCCCGUGCUGGUGCCCGCCACACAAGAAAUAGAAAAUGGCGAGUCAGUGUAAAAGGCAGCAAUGCACAAUCGACAGGCGCGGCUUUCGGCAGGAACUUGACUCGUGGCGACACAAACUCAUUCACUGUGUAGGUUUUGAGAGCAUUCUCGACGGUCUGUUUGGUCCAGAGCUGGUAGAAGACCUUCAAUUAUUUAAGGACCUUGAACCUACAGCAGUGUCUGACUGGUCAUUCGAUGAAAACUGUCUAUUCUGCUGUUUGAGACGAAACAAAGUAAAGGAACACUUAAUUGGCUUGAACGACGAGGGGCUUGAAAAUUCACCCAAACCUCUCCUGGUUAAAGAUCAGACCACAAUCAGCAGACUAGAGAGACAAGCCGAGGAAUUUCUCAAUGCAGUCCUCAGCCGCAAAGAUGUGCCAAAUUUCUCAGACCCACACAUUCCAGUAGUGGCUCGAGAGAUCCUUCAGAGAAUGAUCCGACAGUUUGCUGACGAAUAUACCUCAAAAACCAGCUCCCCUCAGGAUACUUGCUCAGAUUCCCAGCCUCACUCUGACCAAAGCCUGCCGACCCCACCAUUGCUCUCAGGGGCUCCUCCCUCUACCAGCCCUGCACCCAUUGUGGCUGGGCCUGCACACAACCAGAACCCCGUCCUCAGCAAGCUCCUCAUGGCUGACCAGGAUGCUCCUCUUGACCUCACCAUCAAGAAGCCCCUGGCUGCACCUGCUGACCAAGAUGGAGUUCUUGACUUAUCUAUUAAAAAGAGUCGCUGUAGCAGCAGCCUGCCUUCCCGUAGUCCCUGCCUUUCUCCAGCCACACCCACACUCAAAGGUGAGUUUCCUGACUUGCGUCUUGCAAAGGCAAAAGACCUGCAGUCCACAUCCACGCUGGAACAGUUCAUGGCCAAACUCUGCCCCCACCAUCAGAGACAGAUAGUAAAUGCCAUAGGUUUUCUACAGACGGAGGUCAAAGCACUUGCAUCUUCAAAUGCACAGCAAGACUCUAAUUCUACCUUUGGGAUCCAAGCAACUACUUGUUCAACUGCAAAAUCCAGUGCAGUCACCCCUGAGAAGUCAUGGCCCGGGCAAAGGUUUCCCAGUGAAUCCACUCUCAAGACAGAAAUCCAGGAUCUCUCCCAGUCUAUCCCAGGCAGCUGUGCAAUUACAAAGGUUCCAGAGAAUGCAAUGUCACUGAAAACAUCUGUUACUGCUGGCCCUGCUUUGGAUCUUCGCAGCCCUGGGUCAGGGAGUAAGCGGGCUUCGGUCACCCCCACUUUUAAUCCAGUGGACCCAGAUAACAACCGUCAUGGUGAUCAUGCACCUCUUAAGAUGAAAAUCAUGACUAGCAACGUUGCCGAUGGUAAGAAGUUGUCUUGUGUGCUCAACACCUCCCUUUCGUCUCACUCUGACACUUUGGAGGACAGAGAGGGAAACUCAAAUUCAUCCAACAGAGCAGAGACUCAAAGUGCUAGACUCAGCUCCUCUGUGAAAAGACACAAUCAGGCUAGUCAUUCACACCAAGCUAGGCAGAGGGAGAGUCUCGGGCAUGCCAAAGAUACAGCAUCAAAACUUUUUACAGUCCACAUGACCAUUCCUUCAGACUCUCCAAGGACUGCCAGGAAGACCAUCAGGGCAUCUUCUGAUCAUCGGAUCAGGGAUCCUGCUUGUAGGGGACUGGUUGACGCUGAUCUUGGCCACUGUGACAUUGUUUUUAUUGACAAACCAAUUACAGAGUGUAUUAAGGGUCAUCAGCGUGGCAUGGUACCACGCCGCAAUGCCAGGAAAAGCACCAGAGGGCAUAUGUAUUCAGACGAAAUCUGGGAGUUAAAAACUGUCCGUACAUUGGCUAGGAGGGGCAACUGUCCUAAUCCAAUGCCAGAGCUGAUCACUUUGGUCACCCCUAAACAAAUACUUUCAAAGCCUGACGGUGUACCACCUGUGGAUAUGCCUUUUGCUGGAGCAUGCAGAGAGUCACUGAAUCAACAAAUGUCCACAGAAGAGUCAGAUGAGAGUGUGAUACCAGGAACAGGAGAUAUGGUAGAGGAAGCAGCCAGUGAAGUAGAUGUCAUAGUUGAAACUAGUCAGACAGAUCAGUGCCAGAGCAAAGUGCAGUCUGUUCCUCCAUCUCCCAUAAGGUCCCCAAAGGAGAACAAAGACACCGAUCUUAACACAGAUGUAGAGCAGGAUACAACUGCAGAUUCAGAAAUGAUGACAGAAAUAGAAGAAUCUGUUGCUCAGGCGCCGUUUGAACCAGAAAAAGACCAGGAGCCUGUGGAGCAAGAGGACAUGCGUGAAAUUACCGAGCAAAUGGUGGCAGAUACUGUAGUGGAAACAUUAGAGAAUAUUACCCCUGAAGAAGUUGAGCCUCAGCUUUCAUCAGGUGAACUGCUUGAUAGUGAUCCUGUUCCUCAGGAGAAUAUUGCCCAGUCACCGGUAAAUCAGGUUGAGGAAGAGACAGAGGAAAAUAAAAGGGAGGAAAGACAAGAUGACCAACCUCAGGAACUUCAGUCAGAGACUGUGACACACCAUGACAACUGUGAAGUGAUAGAAGAGUCUAACACCGCAGGUUCAGCAGAGGAGCUGAUGGUGACAGAGCUGGAAAUUCAAACACCUGAAGCAGUUGAGGAAGUUAUGCCUUUAGGGACUGAAGAUGAUAGUGAUAACAACUGUGACGUGUCUUCAAAGACACUUGAUGCUCUCUUAAAGGAAUUACCCCCUUGGCGUAGAAAAAGAGGUACUGUCUUGUCACUGCCAAAGCGGUUAAAACAAACAGAAACUGUGGUAGUGGGAUAUGUUAACGGUAGACCCAUAUCGGCCUCUGACAGAAGUCUGCGUCGUAGAUCAACAAGUUUCAGCAGCACAUCACCUAAUAAGACGCCAGUAAAAUCUAGAACGAAUGUACCCAACAAGACUCAUGUUGAUUCAGCUAUUGAUGCAAGUGUUGAAAACAAAAAUUUGGACAAAGACCUGCCUGAAAUGCACAAACCUGUAGAAUCAUCUGAGACCACUCCUGUGAUUGAGCAUAUGGAAGAGCCAUCUUCUUCCACACCAUCAAGUCCACCAUCUAAAUUGUCCUCAAGGGCCAAACAAAUUCAGAAACCGAAGAGAGUUCAGAGAGGUCAGGAUAGUUUGCCCGUCCCCUCUGAUCAGCCAGGUGACAGUCCUCAAAGCAUUGAGUCCAAACGCCAUCUUAGGUCAGCCGGCCCGAAGCCAGCAGGAUCUCCAGCAUCAUUGCUCUCUUUGACUGCUGUCACUUCCAUUUCAUCUCCAAAACCUACUGCUACCCAAGAUCUUACAUCUUCAGAGAACCUCCUCUCCCUCCCCCUUCCUGUUACUUCUCCUCCAACCGAGUCAUCUCCCACUACAAACUCUGAACAGCCCCAACAGAACAUAGUCCCAGAGAAAAAUGUGGAAUUAAAUAUUGAAAAAACUCAACAGGAAGAGACGACCUCUGAAGAAAUAAAAAUAACUGAAGGUGAAAGUGGAUUGCAGGCCAAAAAGAACCUACGGUCUGCAAAGACACAAGUGGAAGACGGUCAGAACGAGAAACAACAGCUUAGCAGUGAGGUGUGGAGUCCAUUAGAAACUCAAGAUCCUGUGAAGACUGAAACAAAGCAAACACAGAUUAUGCCAUUAAGAAGUAAGCGGUUCCGAAAGGACGCAGAAGCAAGUGACAUUUCUUCACUGCAGAAGCCAAAUGUAGCAUCUUUAGUAGAGAGGUCCACAAGCGGAGAGGAUGGCAGUUCUUCCAUAUCAGACAAACCCACGAGAAUGCCAUUAAGGAGUGAGAGUAGUAAGUCAGACAUGUCCAACCAGUCUGUUACUCAGUCACUGCCAGUUGACAACAAGAAAUUAGCUUUGAGAUCACAGAGAUUUGCUGCACCCUCGACCAGUUCUCCUACUGUAAUUGGUAGACAGAGUGAUGUUGCUUCCCCCAUCAGAAUAAAGCCAGAACGAAUAACUAAAGCUCAGGUGAAGUCCCCUCCGUCAUCCGUUGCGUCUGUGUUCUCCCACAGCUCAGCCGUCCCUGUCAUUACACCAAGACUCGAGCCCCCGAAACAAACAAACAAAUUCUUUGAGACACUGACUGCUGAAGAAAACCAGCAACUGAUUACAAAUCUGAAUGUUAAAUAUGAUAAAAUGCAAAAAGGUUGGUUGCAGAUGGACAAAGAGGGUCAGCCAACAACAAAAUACAAAAACAAAGCAGACAGACAGGCAGCUAUAUGGAAAAGUAAACGCAGGGCGCGAAAAACAAAGUCUUUAGAGCACCAGAGAUACUCACCAGUCCAGAUGCUCUUCAUGAAAGGUUUUAAUCUCACCAGUAUUUGUCGUUGGUUCCUCGAAUCAACAGAAACUAAGUCCCUUGUUAUCGUCAAGAAGGUGAACACACGUCUCCCCUCAGAAACUCAGCUGUGCUUCCACAGCUCAUCUAGUGCUGCAGGGACCUCUCAAGGGGUAUUUCCAAGCCUACAGGCAGAGCGCUUAAAGAAACAUUUGAAAAAGUUUGCAAUCGCCUCUCCUGUAAAGAGCAACCCCAAGAGCCAGAAACUGAUUGCUAAAGCACUGGAGCAAGAGGCAAACGCAGCCAAAGGGAAAGAGAGAAGAGAACUUCCAAGUACUUCUCAGAUUUUGACGAAGACAAACUCCUCUAAAGCCGUUGUACAGAUAGGUGAAUCCCAGAAAUCCUCAGGUAAAUCAAAGAACCCAGCUAGUGCAAGGAUCUUGAGGAAAUACUCGAAUAUCAGAGAGAAAAUGCAGGUUCAGCAAACCAAUGUUAGGCUGAAAGAGGCCUCAAAAACCUUAAGAGCCAACAGUAUGAAAAGACUGGCCACCACGAAGUCUGCCACCAAGUCAUAUCUGAAAGCCUCUCUGAAGGCAAACGUGAAACCAUCUCUGAAGGCACAGAAAUCAUCCCUGGCUGUCAGUAAACGAAUGAAAGAGUCUGCAGCAAAAAUGGAAAGAAGGAAAACAUUGGCUGGGAAGAAAGCUACAAAGCAUCCUGUUCAAGUGAGGGCAGUCAGGGCUCAGAGCAGUAGUAGACCUGCAAGAGAUGCACGUAAAAAAGAAUUGCCAAAGAGAAGUUCACAACGACUAGGGUCUCCUAAGAUUUCGGAACAUAAACCUGUCGACUCAUCUAAAAGCAAGGUCGAAAACAAAAAACAAAUUAAACCAGAAAAGGCAGAGUUGGAAAAACCCGCUGUACAUAAAGUAAGUGCUGCAAAAAUGCAAACAAAGGAAACAUUGCAAGCCACAGUUGCUGAAGUCAAAGGUACCGAGAAUCCUGUAGAGACCCCGCGGCAGAGCAGGGAUGUCAAAGUUCCUGCCUCUACAGACCAGGUACUAACAAGAUCCCAGAGAAAAAUAGAGGCGACUGUCCCUUUGAGUCAUGCUGCAAAGAGGGCCAAGAAGUCUAGAAUAACACAAAAGGCAUCUCCUAAAUCAGUCCGGAAAGCCAAGGAACCCGCGCCGAAGACCCGAGGGGCUUUAAAGUUUCCUGCGAAGGCAAGUAAGGUAGCAUCAUUGCCACGCAGUGCAACAAAAUCAGCAACCAAGAGAGCUCGAGAGCUUUUAGAGACCCCGGCUAAGCGCACCAGGACAUCAAUCUCAAAGUAAAAUAGACAUAAAGGGAGAGAUCAUGUUUAUUUAGAGGACUUUGUGGUCGUCUUUCGUCUGAAUUUCUAUUCAGAAGGACCAGAAGUAUCUAUUCUCUACCCUCACCAAACUCUUCAGAGGAUACCUUUUUCAGGAGGCAAACGUGAAGAAGGAAGAGAUUUUGAAAGUCAUUAAUGCUUUUGUAAAGCUUCAGUGUGAAAAUGCAAAUGUGAUGGAUUAUUUAGCUGAGCAUUUGCUCUGUUCAGGGACGACACACAAGUCCUACACGAUGUCCAGCAGAUGUAGUUGCUGUUUGGCUUUAUGUUUCAGCACUCUACGGCAUGGCUGGAGAUAACAAUAGCCUAUCAAACUUAAUUUUAAUAGGAUGACAUCAAGCUGAGAGGUGACGAAUUCAUUCGCCAUCCAAUUUUUUUUGUUGUUGUUACCAUUUUGUGUAUAAUUGUCUUAGAUGAGAGCAUGCACCACAUUUACUGUUCAAGGAGCUUGCAAUGAGAGGGGAGAACAGCUUUUCAAUAAGAUUUCUUACUUACAGUAAGUAGGCAGCUUGUGUCUCCAGCCUGUCUUCCAAACGCAACAUUGUGAAUAUGUGACUGUUGUGACCAGGUGCCUUAUUUAUGAAGUGUAAAGUAAUAGAAUGUGUAAAAUGUGAAAAUGCCUGUCCUUUAGUUAUAGCAGCUUUUAAUAACUGGAGAGGCAGUCAACAUUCAUUUGCUUCACGGACUGUGCGCAAAUAGGUUCAGUUCCAUGCAGAACAAGCGCCGUGCGUCAUCUGUAAAUUUCCUAUGUUGACCGGGGCACUCGGAUGUUCUGCUUUACUGUUACCUUGACAGGUUUAUUUUCAUACGCACAUUCUUCCAGAGCAUUAACAUAAAACUGUUCUUAUUGUAGUUGUAUUAGAUGUUAAAGCAAUUACGAGUAUGAAAUGUUAAAACAGACAGCCGUGCUCUGUAUGUGUCAUGACAAGAGUUUGUAUGUUUUCUGUUGUUUUGGGUCAGGUGUCAUAACGGCGUCACCUCUGACCGUUGCACCCAAUGUUCUCUGCCCGUAAUAGUGACUUCACUUUGAGUAUUUUACCUUUUUUUUUUUUUUUGGUGCGUCAUGUUAAUUUGGAGACAGUUCCGGCAACUCUUGCCUUCUGAGAACUGAAACCCCAAACCAUAUUUAUGCCCUUGAUCUUUGAAUAUAAGAACCCUGUUUAAAACUAUGCGCACAUUCGUUGCUUGUUUAAAAAAGCUGUAAAAACACCUGCGACUUUGAGAAACUGGCUUGUGUAUCACUUUGUGAACCAUAUUUUCAAACAACAAAGGCCUGAAAAGUAUGUAUAUGUGGAUGGUUAGUGUGAAUGAAGUUAAUGGCCUGUUUAGCAUUAAUGGCACAGUGCAGGGUGAAAACAUAUUUCCCAAUAUUCACAAGCUGGAUUUGAAGUUUUUGGGUAGUCUAGUCACGCUUCUGAGUUGUGUAUCCAAGUAUGUUGCAGUUUUAUUAUUACGUUAUCAUUUUUAAUGUCAUUGACUGUCAGGCAGAUGUUCUCAUAAUGUGAAGUUUCGUUACUUCCACAGUAGUAACUUACAUUAGUGUGUUGUCAAAGGAAAAAUACAAUUUUUAGCACAGUGUUAUAUUUUAUUUUAUUCUGGUCAUUUCUCUGUAGAGGAUAAUUCAUCUGUAAAUGCAAAACAUGUCCGUCAUGUUUUUAUUGUUAUUUAAGAACUCCAUGUAGGCUAAUGAAGUUAGCAAACCCAAAACAGCCCACCAAAUAUCAGACUUGAACAUGUUUAUUCUUUACAGUUGCUAUUUAAAGAUUUUGAUUUUGUAUAUUAGAAAGAAAUAACUGCUUUAUUUGUGGUAAUCCCAAGAAUGAUACAUCUUUACGUUGAAAACUUUGUAUUUUUGCUGGAGUUGAUAUAAAGAUGUUUGAAUUUUAA